AUGAAUUUCCCCAAGGGUUAUUUCUUUCAAAAGCGGCGAUUGUUGUUACCACCGGGGUUUGUUUCUAUGGCGCGCUCGCUCCUGCGGGAUCCAUCGGGCUUUUGCGAGGCUCCUUUCGUUGAGAAAUCGAAAAACUUGAAUCCAUUUAGGCCCAUGCAAAGAAGAGAUUUCCGAAAUGCUUGGCGCCACGGUUGUCGCACCAAAAGAAAAACACGUUGUUUUUUUUUUUUUUUUCUUAGCGAACCUUCCUCUACCAAUGCAAGGCGGCCCGCCGAAGCCCAACCCCAAAAACUUGUUUCGUCCAAUAUCGGCUGA
Trypanosoma theileri is the source of this 315-nucleotide messenger RNA. RefSeq lists its product as uncharacterized. Lineage: Eukaryota; Euglenozoa; Kinetoplastea; Trypanosomatida; Trypanosomatidae. The record is from RefSeq and is a predicted model, not a curated record. The transcript has a single exon. The coding region runs from base 1 to 315 and encodes 104 amino acids.